This is a messenger RNA of Cervus elaphus (red deer), 3260 nucleotides long. RefSeq names its product LysM domain containing 4 (gene LYSMD4). Bases 428 to 1114 code for a protein of 228 amino acids. NCBI's taxonomy places the organism in Eukaryota, Metazoa, Chordata, Mammalia, Artiodactyla, Cervidae. The transcript is spliced from 2 exons. The record is from RefSeq and is a predicted model, not a curated record.
UCACUGAAGGGGGGAUCCUUCCUACCUCUUCCUGACCCCCAGAAGUGGUUGGGAGAAGCCUGUUCUAGAGUAAAGGACACUCCUAUCUAGCUAGAGAUGGAAGGCAAGUGGAAUGACCUGUUCAUCAGAGAGAAAGGGGAAUUAGGAAUUUCAGGUGAUGGGACAGUUCUCUGUCUGCACAGUACUUCUGGUCUUCCUUGUCCUUCCAAACUGAAAUUCUGAAACCUUUUUUUCUCUUUUGAGCACAUUUUAUUUAACAUAUAAUGGGGCCAGAGAUGCCAGGCAGAGUUUAUCCAAGAUUUCUUUGGUGUGCUUGCCUUUUUUUUUUGCUACUUUUCUGUUUUUAAACCUUUCUUGCUAAUUGUAGCUUAUUUGAUUGGUAAAUUUUUGCCUUCUUUCUUUCAGAAGUGCAUGAUCUAUCCUUUGUAUGCUGUGUAUCUAUAUAACCCUGUUUCUCUCUUUAAUUAUGUUUUUAGCAUUCAGAGUGAUUAACAAUGGCAAAGUUGCAGAUAUCAAGAAAGUCAACAACUUCAUCAGAGAACAAGACUUAUAUGCUUUAAAAUCUAUUAAGAUUCCAGUGAAAAACCACGGGAUCCUAACAGAGACCCACAAAGAACUCAGACCCCUCCUGAACUCAUCCUCAGAGACCAGAGUGACGUUCGAGGAGCAGCCAGACCCAGACAGAGCAGCUGUCAAUGCCAGUGCCUCAUCUAGCUCACUGACGGAUUUCUUUAAGGGCAUUGACCAGAAUAUUGAACAUGCAGUUCAGUCAGAAAUCUUUUUGAGUGAAAGUUACUCCAUAGAGACCUCCAGUCAGCCACUGCUUCCUGCUCCUCCAAAGACACUGACAAAUGGUGCAGACUGUGGAAUUCAGUGGUGGAAUGCUGUUUUUAUCAUGCUUCUAAUUGGAGUUGUUUUACCAGUGUUUUAUUUAGUCUAUUUUAAAAUACAAGCUACUAGUGAGACCCCUAGUAUCUUGAAUACAACUGCUAUCCCUAAUGGCUCCAUGGCAGGGAAUGCAGUUCCAGGGCAAGCCCCCAGAUUAGCAAUUCCAAUGCCAACCAUCCCCUCUUCAGACAGCCAGUUCAGUCAGACCACACACGGGGGGAACUAGCUCUUGUUUCUAAGGAAUCAGGCCAGCUUUAGCACUUAGGCUUCCACUGAUGUUGUCCAUAUCUUAGCAUGCUGCAUUUUUUUUUUUUUUCUGUGACAUAUGGACAGAUUUCAGUAGUCACCAUCAUGUUCUCAAUCACAUUCAUCAUGGGGAGUGGACUCAUCCAAGCCUGUGGGAGCCAAAACAUCAGCAUUCUCAGCCUCUUAAAUCCAGAGAAGAGCGACAGGAGAGACGUUUACACAUGGCAAAUGCUGCUCCUUGAAGGCAUUUAGUGGACUGGACUUGUGUGUCUUCACAAUAGCACUGUAGGCCCUCAAGUUGGACAUGCUUGGACGGAGAUGAAUAGCCUUGGCAGAUGGACCUGCAUAUGGGAGACCCUGGUGUCAGCUUUGUCUGUCUGUGUUGCUUUGUCCACUGUCUACUGUGGAGGGAUGCUGCUGCUGCUGCUAAGCCACUUCAGUUGUGUCCAACUCUGCGACCCCAUAGACAGCAGCCCGCCAGGCUUCCCCGUCCCUGGGAUUCUCCAGGCAGGAACACUGGAGUGGGUUGACUGGCUCUGAAAAAUGAUGUUUUGUAUCUCUCCAGCAAAGACAGUGUGCAAUAAUGAGGUGCCGCCCUGUUUCAGGGCAUGAUACAUUACAGUUGUAACAAGCCCUGCUUCACAUUUAUACCCAGAUAGCUUUUUUAUGUCAUAUCUAGAAUUUUGAAAGCCCUGGAUCUAAACUGUUGAAUAUUGAGUAGAUAGCAGUUCUGUUCCUCAUAAUUUUAGCGCUCCUUAAUCUGACACACAGGCACAUUUUAAGCUCUUCAUGGUGCAGCCGGCACUUCCUGGCCAGAACAUUUGAAGGCCAUGGCCCAGUUUCACCUGAGGACCUUUUCCAUGGUGAUUGCUAACUGGAUUCCCCAAGUCAGCAUCCUGGGAGGGAGCUGUUUCUGAUCUGUGUCGAGUGAAGUAGGUAUAGGGAGAAAGACGAGGGCCUUGUCACCCAGGUCCCAACACGUGACAUUUCUAAGGCUGAGCAGUCACCAGCCAGCAUCUGCUGGCCCCCGUGUGCUCCUGGCAGAGUGGUGCAGGGAGAAUGGAUGUACUUGCUCUGCUUCCUUGACCCCAUUCUUAGGACUUCUAGAGUCAUGGAACAGGAUUAGGACUCAGUCACCUUUCUUUGGGUGAAUACAAUGUAACUCAUGAUGUUAAAAUACUGAGCACAAUGUAGAGCCUAGAGGUGACCCUUGCUGUGGAAAACCAUAAAAAGAGAGGCCUGAGGUUUGCCCAUCUUCUCUGACAAGGCCAUAGCAGUGUUAAGUUUGGAAGCUCGCGGAGGGCCUGGUUGGCCUCUGAGGCCUUACUGUUGUAGUAAGGGUGACUGGGGUGAGGGUAGGAGCCUUGGUCCCAUGGAGGAGUGGAAAUUGGCCAGGGUGGCUGAGCCUUGGAAAGGUCUGCCUCCAGGGAGAAAAACAUGAUGCACAAAUGCUGAGCUUUUGGUAGGUUUAAGGCAUUUGACACCUUCAGCCUAGAGAUCAAUUUAAGAGAGCUCAUGUAAGAAAGGGGAAUGUGGUGGAUGAGUACUUGAGAUGGGUUUUCAGUUUCUCCUCUCAAUUAUGUGAAAAACUGUUUUGCCCUGGGUUCAAUUAGCAAAUUUAAAUCUUAAAACUAAAUGUUUUCUUCAAAGUCAAGCUAGUCUUAAAGAAAAAGUGAACUUGUGAAUCAUUGCUACAGGAAAUGUUUUGAUCAUAUAAAUGCCUUUCUAGUCAAGUGUUUGUGUGCUGUGCCCAAGGACGGCAAGUUUCUCUAACAUUUUGUUACCAUUAAAUUCACAAGGCAGGAUGCAGACUUACGAGAAAAAGACUUUUGCCAGGCAAAGAACUGUAUACUUUUUUCAAGUGGAAUAAAAUAAUUUCUUCUGUGAAGGAAAAUUGAUUCUUUCCUUUUAAUUUGGGAAUUGGUAAUUCAGAGUUAAAAGAUGUGGGAUGAAAAAAAAAAAAAGAUGCGGGAUAAUGCUGGAGAAAAUGGAGUUGUCUGUGUCCAAGAGGUGAGGCCUGCCCAUGGCUUGUGCCCACGAUUACCCCAAUAGGUGAAGAACAAGUGUUAACAGACACAGUCUCGCUGAUUGGCCACAUGACAUGCUUUAAAAUUGUUUUGGGUAUA